Myxocyprinus asiaticus (Chinese sucker) is the source of this 11235-nucleotide messenger RNA. RefSeq names its product talin-2-like. The transcript has 58 exons. Gene Ontology annotation, cellular component: cytoskeleton; plasma membrane; focal adhesion. The record is from RefSeq and is a predicted model, not a curated record. Bases 131 to 7762 code for a protein of 2543 amino acids. NCBI's taxonomy places the organism in Eukaryota, Metazoa, Chordata, Actinopteri, Cypriniformes, Catostomidae. Gene Ontology annotation, biological process: cell-cell adhesion. Gene Ontology annotation, molecular function: structural constituent of cytoskeleton; integrin binding; actin filament binding.
GAGGGCUGGCUGUGAGCUUGCAAUGAAACUGCGGUAAACAAACUCACCGCUGUGAAGAUCUGCAGUGUUUCAGAGUUGCAUACACCUCACAUUUACGGUGCAGAGAGUUUUUAAUUCAUAAGCUGGCAGGAUGGUGGCGCUGUCUCUGAAGAUCUGUGUAAGACAGUGUAAUGUGGUGAAGACUAUGCAGUUUGAGCCAUCAACGGCUGUGUACGACGCAUGCCGGGUCAUUAGAGAGAGGGUUCCAGAAGCCCAGAUAGGACAAGCAUCAGAAUAUGGGCUGUUUCUGUCAGACGAGGACCCCAGGAAAGGGAUCUGGCUGGAAGCGGGCCGGACGCUGGAUUAUUACAUGCUUAGAAAUGGGGAUAUACUGGAGUAUAAGAAAAAACAGAGACCACAGAAGAUAAAAAUGCUGGAUGGAGCAGUGAAAACUAUCAUGGUGGAUGAUUCCAAAACUGUGGGAGAACUGCUUGUCACUAUCUGCAGUAGAAUAGGAAUCACAAACUAUGAAGAGUACUCUCUCAUUCAGGAGGUGGUGGAGGAGAAGAAAGAUGAAGGGAUGGGCACACUGAAGAAAGACAGAACUCUGCUGAGAGAGGAGAGGAAGAUGGAGAAGCUCAAAGCGAAACUACACACAGAUGAUGACUUGAAUUGGUUGGAUCAUGGACGUACAUUCAGAGAACAGGGAGUUGAGGAGAGCGAAACUCUGCUGUUGAGACGAAAGUUCUUCUACUCCGAUCAAAACGUGGACUCGCGAGAUCCUGUGCAGCUCAAUUUGCUCUACGUGCAGGCACGUGAUGACAUCUUGAAUGGUUCUCAUCCGGUGUCAUUUGAAAAGGCUUGUGAAUUUGGUGGCAUUCAAGCACAGAUCCAGUUUGGGCCUCAUAUAGAACAUAAACACAAGUCUGGAUUUCUGGAUUUGAAGGAGUUCUUGCCUAAAGAGUACAUCAAACAGAGAGGAGCAGAGAAGAAAAUCUUUCAAGAGCAUAAAGCUUGUGGCGAAAUGACAGAGAUUGAAGCCAAAGUGAAGUAUGUGAAGCUUGCAAGAUCCCUCAGAACAUAUGGAGUGUCUUUCUUCUUAGUGAAGGAGAAAAUGAAAAGCAAGAAUAAGCUCGUCCUGAGGCUGCUAGGUAUAACCAAAGAAUCAGUGAUGCGAGUGGAUGAGAAAACCAAAGAUGUCAUUCAGGAGUGGCCGCUUACUACAGUGAAGAGAUGGGCUGCCUCACCUAAAAGCUUUACACUGGAUUUUGGGGAGUAUCAGGAGAGCUACUAUUCCGUGCAGACCACCGAGGGAGAACAGAUAUCUCAUCUUAUCGCUGGUUACAUCGAUAUCAUCCUUAAGAAGAAACAAAGCAAGGACCGUUUUGGCUUGGAGGGAGAUGAAGAGGCCACCAUGUUAGAGGAAUCAGUUUCUCCAAAAAAAUCUACUAUAUUGCAGCAGCAGUUUAACCAUGUUGGGCGGGUAGAGCAUGGCUCGGUGGCACUGCCUGGAAUCUUGAGGUCAGGGUCUGUUGGCCCAGAAACACUGAACAUGGGUACCAUGCCAUCUCCACAACAACAAAUCACUAUUGGACAGAUGCAUCUUGGACAUAUGCCACCACUGAGUGCAGCCCAACAAGCACUAGUGGGCACCAUUAAUAGCAGUAUGCAAGCAGUGCAGCAGGCUCAGUCAGACCUGGAGGUGGUGGAAGAGCUGCCACCACUUGGAGAUGAUAUGGCUUCUAAAAUGUGGAUUCAAAACAAGAUGGAUGAGUCCAAGCAUGAUAUUCACUCUCAGGUGGAUGCCAUUACAGCAGGAACUGCCUCUGUGGUCAAUCUUACUGCUGGUGACCCAACAGACACCGAUUAUUCUGCAGUUGGGUGUGCAAUCACCACAAUCUCCUCUAAUCUGACGGAGAUGUCAAAGGGUGUGAAAUUACUGGCUGCUCUUAUGGAGGAUGAUGUAGGCAGUGGACAGGAUCUCAUGAGGGCUGCCAGAACUCUCACUGGAGCUGUGUCUGAUCUGCUCAAAGCUGUGGAGCCUACAUCAGGAGAGCCACGACAGACGGUUCUGACUGCAGCUGGUAGUAUCGGUCAAGCCAGCGGAGAUCUGCUCCGACAGAUUGGAGAGAAUGAAACCGAUGAACGCUUCCAGGAUGUGCUGAUGAAUCUGGCUAAAGCUGUGGCUAAUGCAGCAGCCAUGAUGGUUCUGAAGGCUAAGAAUGUUGCACAGGUGUCUGAAGAUACCGUCCUGCAGAACAGGGUUAUUGCUGCUGCAACUCAGUGUGCCCUCUCCACUUCACAACUUGUGGCCUGUGCCAAGGUUGUGAGCCCUACCAUCAGUUCCCCCGUGUGUCAGGAGCAGCUGAUUGAGGCAGGGAAGCUGGUGGAUCGUUCAGUGGAGGGUUGUGUGCAGGCCUGCCUGUCAGCCACCACUGAUGGAGAACUGCUGAAGGCUGUUAGUGCAGCGGCUGGUAUUGUCACACAGGCUCUCAGUGACCUCCUCACUCACGUGAGGAACUACGCCUCACGCGGGGAGCCUAUCGGACGCUACGACCAGGCCACCGACACCAUUAUGAUAGUUACAGAGAGUAUUUUCAGCUCCAUGGGUGAUGCUGGUGAGAUGGUUCGACAGGCUCGUGUUCUUGCCCAGGCAACCUCUGACCUGGUCAAUGCAAUGAGAUCAGAUGCUGAGGUGGAGGUGGAUGUGACCAAUUCCAAAAAGCUUCUUGCUGCUGCCAAACUGCUUGCAGAUGCCACUGCUCGAAUGGUCGAGGCUGCAAAGGGAGCUGCAGCAUACCCUGAGAAUGAGGACCAGCAGCAGAAGCUGCGAGAGGCUGCAGAGGGACUGCGUGUGGCCACUAAUGCAGCUGCACAGAACGCCAUCAAGAAAAAACUCAUCACAAGGCUGGAGAAUGCUGCUAAACAAGCUGCAGCUGCUGCCACUCAAACCAUUGCUGCAUCCCAGAAUGCAGCACCCUCGAACAAGAACACUGCCGCCCACCAACAACUUGUUCAGAGCUGCAAGGCCGUAGCUGACCAUAUCCCUCAGCUGGUGCAGGGAGUGAGGGGCAGUCAAGGGCAGCCGGAGGAUGGUAGUGCCCAGCUUGCCCUCAUCAUUGCCAGUGAGAACUUCCUUCAGCCUGGUAGUAAGAUGGUGGCAUCAGCAAAGUCCUCGGUGCCCACAGUAACAGACCAGGCGGCAGCCAUGCAGCUGGGACAGUGUGCUAAGAGCCUGGCCACCAGCCUUGCAGAGCUUCGCACUGCUGCACAGAAGGCACAUGAGGCAUGUGGCCCCAUGGAGAUAGACUCGGCCCUCAUAGCAGUACAGACACUUAAGAAUGAACUUCAGGAUGCUAAAAUGGCUGCUACUGAUGGACAGCUGAAACCCCUACCUGGAGAAUCAUUGGAAAAGUGCACUCAGGACCUGGGAGGUUCUUCUAAGGCUGUUGGUUCCUCCAUGGCCCAGCUGCUCACCUGUGCUGCACAGGGGAAUGAGCAUUAUACAGGUGUUGCUGCUAGUGAAACAGCGCAGGCUCUGAAGACUUUAGCACAGGCUGCGAGGGGAGUUGCUGCCACCACAUCAGACCCUGCUGGAGCUGCAGCCAUGCUGGACUCUGCACGUGAGGUUAUGGAAGGAUCAGCCAAAUUGAUUUCAGAAGCCAAGCAGGUGCUGGUUGCCCCUGGUGAUGCAGAGAUACAACAGAGGCUAGCACAGGUAGCGAAGGCUGUGUCCCACUCAUUAAACGCAUGUGUGAACUGUCUACCUGGCCAAAAGGAUGUUGAUAUGGCUCUGAAAAGCAUCGGAGAGGCCAGCAAAAAACUGCUGGUAGACACGCUCCCUCCCUGCAGUAAAAGCUUUCUGGAGGCUCAGAGUGACCUGAACCAGACCGCAGCUGAUCUGAACCAGUCUGCAGGUGAUGUGGUCCAUGCCUCUAGAGGAACCACAUGCCAGCUUGCAGAUGCAUCUGGAAAGUUCAGUGAGGACUUUGAUGAGUUUCUGGACGCUGGCAUUGAGAUGGCUGGUCACACUCAGAGUAAGGAUGAUCAGAUACAGGUGAUUGGAAAUUUGAAAAACAUCUCCAUGGCCUCCAGUAAGCUGCUGUUGGCUGCAAAGUCUUUAUCUGUGGAUCCUGCAGCAGGCAAUGCAAAAAAUCUGCUCACUGCUGCUGCCAGGACGGUGACCGACAGCAUCAACCAAUUGAUUACCAUGUGUACUCAGAAUGCCCCAGGACAGAGGGAAUGUGACAAUGCUCUGAGAGAGCUCGAGGCUGUUAGGGGACUGCUGAAUAACCCGAACGAGCCAGUCAAUGAUCUCUCCUACUUUGACUGCAUUGAAAGUGUCAUGGAGAACUCUAAGGUCCUUGGUGAGUCUAUGGCUGGCAUCUCUCAUUACUGUAAGACAGGAGAUGUUCCAGCAUUUGGAGACUGUGUGGGCAGAGCCUCUAAAGCUCUGUGUGGGUUGACUGAAGCAGCUGGACAGGCCUCUUACCUAGUGGGUGUGUCUGACCCCAACAGCCAAGCCGGACAUCCAGGCUUGGUGGAUCCCAUUCAGUUUGCUCGAGCUAAUCAGGCAAUCCAGAUGGCUUGCCAAAAUCUUGUUGACCCAGAUAGUAGUCCUUCACAGGUACUCUCUGCUGCCACAAUUGUUGCUAAGCACACCUCAGCAUUGUGUAAUGCCUGCCGACUGGCCUCCUCUAAGACUGCUAACCCUGUAGCGAAACGCCAUUUUGUGCAGUCAGCCAAAGAAGUGGCCAACAGCACAGCCAACCUGGUCAAAACCAUCAAGACUUUGGACGGAGAUUUCUCUGAGGAAAAUCGUGAGAAAUGUCAUGUUGCAACUGCACCGCUCAUCGAAGCUGUUGACAAUCUGACCACCUUUGCUUCAAAUCCAGAGUUUGCCAGUGUGCCUGCGCAGAUAAGUAGAGAGGGUUCUGCAGCACAGGAGCCAAUCAUUCAAUCAGCACGCUCCAUGCUUGACAGCUCCACCCACCUUUUGAAGACAGCGCGGUCAUUAGUUAUGAACCCUAAAGAUCCGCCCACGUGGUCAUUACUGGCGAGCCAUUCACGCACUGUUUCGGACUCCAUCAAGAGCCUCAUCACUGCUAUCAGGGAUAAAGCUCCUGGCCAGAAGGAAUGCGACUCAGCCAUUGAUGAUAUCAAUAAAUGCAUAAGAGAUAUUGAGCAAGCCUCUCUUGCAGCUGUUAGCCAAAAUCUUCCUCGUAGAGAUGAAAUUUCAUCUGAGGCUUUGCAGGAGCAGUUGACAUCAUCAGUUCAGGAGGUGGGACACCUGAUUGAGCCAAUCUGUACUGCAGCAAAAGGAGAAGCAGCACAGCUGGGACAUAAGGUGUCUCAGUUGGUCAGUUACUUUACUCCUCUGGUGUCUGCCUCUAUGGGCAUGGCCUCCAAAAUCUUGGAUCACCAGCAGCAGAUGAACAUUCUGGAUCAGACCAAGACUCUUGCUGAGUCUGCUCUACAGAUGCUGUAUGCUGCCAAGGAAGGUGGAGGAAACCCAAAAGCAGCUCAUACCCAUGAUGCCAUCGCAGAAGCUGCCCAGCUAAUGAGAGAAGCUGUUGAUGAUCUCAUGUUGACUCUGAAUGAAGCUGCCAGUGAGGUUGGCAUGGUCAGUGGCAUGGUGGACUCGAUUGCUGAUGCCAUGGGAAAGUUGGGUGAAGGUACCCCACCAGAACCAGAAGGCUCAUUUGUGGAAUACCAGACCACCAUGGUGAAAUAUUCCAAAGCUAUUGCUGUCAGUGCACAGGAGAUGAUCACUAAAUCAGUGAGUGCUCCAGAGGAGCUGGGUAGUUUGGCUUCUCGGGUCACUGCAGACUACAGUCAGCUUGCAGUGCAGGGACGUCUUGCUGCUGCUACAGCUGAACCAGAGGAGAUCGGGUACCAGAUAAAGACACGUGUGCAGGAGUUGGGCCAUGGCUGCCUCGUGCUCGUUCAGAAGGCUGGAGCGCUGCAGAUCAGUCCACCUGACUCCUUCACAAAGAGAGAGCUCAUUGAGUGCGCACGAGCCGUCACUGAGAAGGUAUCUAUGGUGCUCUCAGCAUUGCAAGCAGGUAACAAGGGCACUCAAGCUUGUAUCACUGCAGCCAGUGCUGUAUCAGGCAUCAUCGCAGACCUGGACACCACCAUAAUGUUUGCUUCUGCUGGCACACUGAAUGCCGAGAAUGAUUCAGACUCCUUCGCUGAUCACAGGGAGAAUAUUCUGAAGACAGCCAAAGCUUUGGUGGAGGACACCAAGAACCUUGUUUCAGGUGCAGCAUCAAGUCAAGAGAAACUGGCCCAAGCAGCUCAGUCCUCUGCCAAGACAAUCACACAGCUCACAGAUGUUGUGAAAUUGGGAGCGGCAAGCAUCGGCCCGGAUGAUCCAGAAACACAGGUUGUGUUGAUCAAUGCUGUGAAGGAUGUUGCUAAAGCUUUAGCUGAGCUCAUUAGCGCCACCAAGUGUGCUGCAGGAAAAACAGCCGAUGACCCCUCCAUAUUCCAGCUCAAGAGUGCGGCCAAGGUUAUGGUGACUAAUGUAACAUCCUUACUAAAAACGGUGAAGGCAGUGGAGGAUGAGGCUUCAAGAGGAACCAGAGCUCUGGAGGCCACUAUUGAGUGUAUCAAACAGGAACUAACAUUGUUCCAGUCUAAAGAAGCCCCUGAAAAAUCAACCACUCCUGAAGAGUUCAUACGUAUGACAAAGGGCAUCACCACAGCAACUGCCAAAGCUGUUGCAGCUGGAAAUUCUGCCAGACAGGAGGAUGUCAUCUCCACUGCUAACCUCAGCCGCAAGGUCAUUGCGGAUAUGCUGACCACAUGCAAGCAAGCAGCAUAUCACGAGGAAGUGAGUGAGGAGGUCAGGAACAGAGCUCUGCUGUAUGGCACAGAAUGUACCAAUGGAUACAUAGAACUAUUAGAACAUGUCCUGCAGGUCUUACAAAAGCCAACAGGUGAUCAGAAACAGAAACUGGCAAUGUUUUCUAAAAAGGUUGCUGCAGCUGUCACUGAACUGAUACAAACAGCUGAGGCCAUGAAAGGUACCGAGUGGGUGGACCCUGAAGAUCCUACAGUGAUCGCAGAAACAGAGUUACUGGGGGCUGCAGCCUCAAUUGAAGCAGCGGCCAAAAAACUUGAGCAGCUCAAACCAAGAGCUAAACCGAAGCAAGCUGAUGAGAGUUUGGACUUUGAAGAGCAGAUUCUUGAAGCAGCCAAAUCUAUUGCUGCAGCGACCAGUGCCCUGGUGAAAUCGGCCUCGGCAGCUCAGAGAGAACUUGUUGCACAGGGCAAGGUGGGCGCUAUCCCUGCCAAUGCUGUGGAUGAUGGACAGUGGUCCCAAGGACUGAUAUCAGCCGCACGCAUGGUUGCUGCAGCCACCAGUAACCUCUGUGAGGCAGCGAAUGCAUCUGUCCAAGGUCAUGCCAGUGAAGAAAAGCUAAUUUCUUCUGCAAAACAGGUGGCUGCUUCCACUGCACAGCUUCUGGUGGCAUGCAAGGUUAAAGCUGAUCAGGAUUCAGAGGCCAUGAGGAGGCUACAGGCUGCAGGCAAUGCUGUGAAACGUGCCUCUGACAGUCUGGUUAGAGCAGCCCAGAAAGCUGCUUUUAACAAGGCUGAUGAUGACAAUGUGGUGGUCAAGACUAGGUUUGUGGGGGGAAUUGCUCAGAUUAUUGCUGCUCAGGAGGAGAUGUUGAGAAAGGAAAGGGAGCUGGAAGAGGCCCGUAAGAAGCUGGCACAAAUCAGACAACAGCAGUACAAGUUCCUGCCAAGUGAACUUCGAGAGGAUGAGGACUAAGCAUUAUAAAUCUUGACUUCCCCCUAUUAACGAGAACCAGUUGUCCACCUUUGAAUUGUGUCUGCGAAACAGCUGAAGGUAUCUUCAUUCUUCAGUGCAGUCUCUGUGACACCUGCUGAACCAAUGAAGAGUUUGAACACUGAAACAGUUCUCUGUGGGGGCUAGAGUUGUCUUGAUUGUGAAUUUUUAAAUAUGUAAACUCUUGAAGAACACGCUGUUCGAAACAACGAUCGUCUCGUCUCAUUUACCGUGAAUGUGUUCUGCUCGUGUGUCCACCACACUUUCAUGAAGAAGCUUUAAAUUUCUGGCAUGAUUCUGAACUUGUGAAUGGUUGCAUGACAUUUUUGGAAGCACAGAACUGAUCUUGCACCACAGCAGGGAUUACACUCAUUCGAUUGGAUUGUGGAGCAGACUAAAUGAAGAUGAGAUGGGCAUUUUGUUCCAUCUUUCUCAUUAAAGUGAAUAAUUGACAUUAUUGAGGUUUCAAACUAGCUGUAGACUUCGGUGAUAGUGUACUCAUGUAAGUCAAGAAGAAACAGCCUUUUAAAGUUCUCCAGUCAAAAGGGUGAAAUACAUUUUAUGCUUCACUUUUAUUGCUAUGAAGUUCACAAGGUAUACAAAUAAAAUAAGUAUGUAUGUAGACAUACUACAAAAUGUGCAGUAAUGUGCAAUGUAAUUAAAAACUACUCACAAAGAGUUUAAAUUGCAUCUUCAAAAUUGAAUUACUUGCUGCUGCCCAUAGGCAGUAAUGAGUGGAUACAGUGAUUCAUGUGAACCAUUUAGAAUAAUUAUGUCCUCGUACCACUAGCAAAACCUUUCUACUGGAGUGAGUCCCAAAUACUGAAUGUAUGUUUUUAAAUAAAAUAAAAUUACUCAAACGUGUCAUGUUGAGGACAUGUACGAUGUACAAGGACAGGGCUGAAUGUGUUGCACUUCACUUUAUUUAAAGGAAUAUUCAGGUUUUAAUACAAGUUAAGGACAGUCGACUUCAUUUGUGGCAUAAUGUUGAUAUAACACAAAAAAAAUACGUUUUCUUAAAAAAACAAAAACUUUGUUGGAGUGAGGCACUUACAAUGGAAGUGAAAGGGGCCAAGUCGUAUACCUUAAAAUACUCACUGUUUCAUAUGUAUAGCCACAAGACGUAAACCGUGUGUUAACUUUUCUGUGUAAAGUUAUAGGCAAUUUUACAACUUUGUUGCCAUGGUGAUGUAAUGGCGUAAACGCUAAAAAAAAAGACAGUGAAAAUGACUAUUUAAACAACUUUACAUCUCAAAUAAUAUACAAGUUUUAACAGAAGAAUUAAUGUAAGUGCUUUUAUAAAAUUAUACGCUUCACAUUUCUGCCUUUACACCCUCCAACAAUGUCCAGUGUAAGUGCCUAACCUUGAUUUUUGCUCGUUUUAAAGAAACGGAUGCAUCUAUUUUAUUUUUUUAUUUUUUUUAAGUAAUCAACAAUAUGCCACAAAUGCUGUCAAUUAGGCUUAACUUGUAUUGAACCCGUAAUCUUCCUUUUAAAGGCAGACAUACUGUACCUAUCAAUAAUAAUUUUAGGAGUAUCUUCUCUUAAACUGAAACAAUGAGCCAUCACAAUCUUUUUAUUAGAGUAGUACCGUUUAUAGCUGUUUGGACUGUUUUCUGCCUCUUUAUCUUUCUGUAACAUCCUCUAUCUCUCUCCUCAUUAUGGUGCUUUUUCUAACCAGUGCAUUUGUUAAUGAUUUAUUCUUGUAUGACCGUUACUGCUUUUUAGCCUUAUUCUUUAGUAUCAUACAGUAACUGAUGAUCUCAAUUUUCUCCUUAGCUUUUAAUGUUAUGGUCAUAUGGCAACAAUGGAGCUCUAGGGGCUGGUCACUCCGAAAGAGUUUUUGUGUCUGUUUGCCUUGUUUUUCUACACGUACCUUAAUUGUUUUCUAUGUAGACGAACGUCUUUGACCAUUGCGCUGUCUUGCUAUUUUUUCAGUGCCUUGCACAGGAGAUUCAUGUUUUUAGACACCGUAUUAAGUUCAAAAUAACUUUUAAAAACGUGUCGACACCUGUGCUCUUCCAUUUAUUUGACUGCAUCUAAUUUUUUUAGCACAAGAACGCGUUUGAUCUGAACGGCCCCUUGCUCUGUAUUUAUUCAGCAAUGUGUUGCCUUGAAACAAUAUCCUUGCUGUUAUUAACCUUUUUGGCUUUAUGUGCAUUAGUUUCAGUGCCUUAGUUUAACACUGUCAAAGGAACGUUUCAAUUCUCUACCUGUAGAAGACAAGAUCUGAUGUUUAUAUUCUGGCUUGCACAUGCAUUUCCUGGUGUGCGUGGAAGCUGGCUUGCUGCUAAUCUGUGACUACCUUUUUGCUCUGUGAUGCUUAGAGCUGGAAUGUUAGCUGGGCUUAAAGUGAAAGGUCAUUGUUUACCUCUAGUAUUCUCAGUAGGUUUUCAUUAAGUGGCCUAUGAAACUCUCACUUUUAAAUGUGUCUCUUACAUUCAGCAGUGCCCCCCUUUAGCUAUAGAUCUGUCUAGAAUUGAUCCUGUCUGUCAGCUACAUGUUGCUGUAAAUGUACUUUGCUUAUUUACAAAUAUAUGACUAUGUACACUACCGUUCAAAGGUUUGGGGUCACUUGCCUGAAAUGUUUCUCAUGAACUUAAAAACCUUUUGAACUGAAGGCAUAUGCUUAAAUGUUUGAAAUUAGUUUUGUAGACAAAAAUAUAAUUGUGCCACCAUAUUAAUUUAUUUCAUUACAAAACUAAAAUAGUAUAAAAAAAUAAAAAAUAAAGUUUUUGAAAUGAAUGACUUGGGCCGAAUAAUUAAGAAAAGCAGCCAAUGGGUGCCCAACAUAGAUGGGAACUCCUUCAAUACGGUUUCAAAAUCAUCCCAGGGUGAUACCUCAAGAAGUUGGUUGAGAAAAUGUCAAGAGUACACGUCUGCAAAAUUCUAGGCAAAGGGUGACUACUUUGAAGAUGCUAAAAUAUAACACAGUUUUGAUUUAUUUUGGAUUUUUUUAGUCACAUCAUAAUUCCCACAGUUCCAUUUGUUAUUCCAUAGUUGUGAUGAUUUUACUAUUAUUCUAAAAUGUGAAGAAAAAAAUAAAUAAAUUAAGAAUGAGUAAGUGAUCACAAACUUUUGAACGGUAGUGUAUGUUGAGACCAUUUUUGUGCUGCAUUUCUUAUGCAUGCUCCAUGACAUCAGUCCAAACUUUUGAUAGCAGAAAUGCAGAAUAAACAAAGUCUGGUCAGCCAUGUCCUUCGGCAUUGUGUAAAUGACUAUCAAAAAAGUCUCAAAUAUUUAGACGUUGCUGAAGGAAGUGUAUGUCACUGAUUCUACCAUUUUGGGACUCUAUUUACUGGAAAUGAAAACUGAUUGACUUGUUUGUGGGUUUGUCUUUCAUUUUAACUUUGAAGAAUUGCCUUUAAGAGCAUUUCAAUAGACUUGAAGUGAUGUAUGUUAAGCAUCUGCCCAUAAGAAAAAAAAUUAAACUAAAAAUAAAGGGCUUCAAAUUA